Molecule: messenger RNA, 1566 nt
Organism: Chelonus insularis
Lineage: Eukaryota; Metazoa; Arthropoda; Insecta; Hymenoptera; Braconidae
Product: serine/threonine-protein phosphatase 6 regulatory ankyrin repeat subunit C-like
Exons: 3
Coding region: 1-1566 (521 amino acids)
Biological process (GO): positive regulation of transcription by RNA polymerase II
Cellular component (GO): nucleus
Molecular function (GO): protein binding; transcription cis-regulatory region binding
Source: RefSeq, a predicted model, not a curated record
AUGAAUCAAAGAUUCUUUUGGGGAUACAAUUCGAUAGAAAUAUAUAGAGCUUGUAACAUUUUAGAAGCAUUUUUGGAUUCUAAGAAAAAUGAAUUAAGAAAAUUGACUAAUGAUAAGAGCAAGACACCUUUUAAUAGUACAAUUCACACAGCUCGUGCAAUAUUAGACCGCAAAUUAAAGAUUAACUUUCGUGCGAGUGAUUUUGGCUGUCCUGAAAAAAUUAUGGAUAUGAUUUCCGAUUUUAAAUUCAUGGUUAAAACUUUGCUCAAAAGUGAUGGCAGGAUAAUAUCAGAAAAUGGGUUUAAUUAUACUUUAUUUGAUGCAGCUAUAGUAACCGGAUACCCAGAUAUUGUAAAAACCUUCCUCAAGUAUAAUUUUAAAAUCAAUUCCAUGUAUAAUACUCCAUUCCAUCGGCAUUGUUUAGCGUUGAAUCGUGCAGCUCAAUCCGGUCAAGAAAAUAUGGUGACUUUAUUGAUAAACUAUGGAGCCGAUAUAAACAGAAAAGAUUUUCAUAAUAAAACUGCACUCUUCUAUGCAAUUCAGGCUAAUCAUGUGUAUACCACUCUGAAACUGUUAAACCAUAACGCCAAAAUUGAUGAUCCAGAUUUACUCACAGCCGGUAUUAUCAACCUAUCUGAUGGUAUAGUGAGACUUCUGCUCGAACGUGGUGUUCCUGUGAAUCAACCCGACUUAUGUGGACGAGUUCCUCUUCAUUUUGUGAGUAACAGCAAUAAACAAUUUAUCGAUCGCGAUUUUGAGCGAGCCCAAAUAGCAAGAGCAAUCAUCGAUUCCGGCGCUUUCGUCAACGCUAAAACUAGAAGUGGAAUCACGCCUCUGCAUGCAGCUGUUCUUCAAGGAUUUUAUCGGAUUGCUGAAGUUCUUCUAACCAAUGGUGCUGAGGUCGAUGAAUUUGUGUCUAUGCACAGAACGGCACUUUUCUAUGCUGCGUACAAUACUCAUCCUGAAGUUGUGAAAUUAUUAUUAAUGUAUGGUGCUGACAUUAACAUAUUAGAUGAUGUAGGAAAAUCUGCACUAGACAUGGCCAAUGAUUCAGGAACAGGCCGAUAUGCAAUAGUUUCAGAUGAAUCAGAUUUUCAUGAUGAUGACGAGAUGAAUUAUACAUACCGCAGGAUGUAUACUAGCUCAUGUGCUAAUAAUCGUGAAGAAACUAUUAAAACUCUCCAGAAACACAUUAUAAAGAUGAUCACUGCAGGAAUGUUUGUACGCAAGGAUAUCAAGUGUAAGGUCAACAUGGUCGAAAUGGAAUCGUUUCAGAAUAUGUGUUACAAUGAGUUAAAAAUGAUAAAAACCAUACCACUAGUUAAUCAUCUAACUGGUUUUGAUAUCAUGAGAAUGCGCCUCACCGAAUUGAUCUCCUAUAUCAAAAACCCAGAUAUACGGGAUGUCUUAAAGCAGUAUCACUACUCCAAGUUAUUUCCUCUUUAUGGAAUAAUUAUUCAUGCUCAAAUUCAGAAGGCAAUAAGGAGGCAAAAAAAAAUUCUAAAGCCUUACGAUUCAUUUGGACCUUCACUCAAUCUUCCAGGUUAUCCUACUCUAGAUACGUAG